Molecule: messenger RNA, 1133 nt
Organism: Phragmites australis (common reed)
Lineage: Eukaryota; Viridiplantae; Streptophyta; Magnoliopsida; Poales; Poaceae
Product: protein-L-isoaspartate O-methyltransferase 1-like
Exons: 4
Coding region: 218-976 (252 amino acids)
Biological process (GO): protein modification process
Cellular component (GO): cytoplasm
Molecular function (GO): protein-L-isoaspartate (D-aspartate) O-methyltransferase activity
Source: RefSeq, a predicted model, not a curated record
CCCCGCUAACAAGAUUCUAUUCCGGUGGCUGCCGCCGACGAACGAACUGCAACAGCAGCAUCCGGUUCGGUUCGCUCCCCACCUGCACUGCGCUCGCGCCAUCUCGAAGCCUCUCCUCCCCGUCUGCUCCGGCCGAUUCCUCCAGCCUACACCCACAAGGGGCGCCGCUCGUCUCGUCUCAUCCCAGCCAAGGACCGAGCCCCUUCCUUGGGCGGGCAUGGAGGUACUCCGCUCCAUCCUCUCUUGCUUCUCCUCCCGCCCCCGCUCCCGCGCCCGCGCCCAAUCCCACCGGCUGUGGUCGAGCGGGGCCAGCGACAAGAACAAGGCCAUGGUUGAGCAGCUACAGAGGUACGGAAUCAUCAGGUCGAGCAAAGUCGCAGAGGUGAUGGAUGCCAUUGACAGGGGGGUGUUUGUGCCACCCGGUGGUUCUCCCUAUUCUGAUAGCCCCAUGCCGAUUGGGUACAACGUAACGAUAUCGGCGCCGCAUAUGCAUGCGGCUUGCCUGGAGCUUCUGGAGAAGAAUCUUCAGCCUGGGAUGCAUGCCCUCGAUGUCGGAUCAGGCACUGGGUACCUAACAGCGUGCUUUGCACUGAUGGUUGGAUCGGAAGGGCGAGCAGUUGGUGUUGAACAUAUUCCAGAAUUAGUUGCUACUUCUAUUGAAAACAUCAAGAAAAGUGCAGCAGCCCCACACUUAAAUGAUGGAUCCCUCAGUAUACAUAUUGCUGAUGGCAGGGAAGGUUGGCCAGAGCUCGCACCCUAUGACGCCAUUCAUGUCGGAGCUGCAGCACCGCAGAUUCCAGAGGCGCUGAUCGAGCAGCUGAAGCCUGGUGGCAGAAUGGUGAUCCCUGUCGGGACCGUCUUCCAGGAGCUGAAGGUGGUGGACAAGAAGCUGGAUGGCUCGGUCAGCAUAAGAGACGAGACGUCUGUGCGCUAUGUGCCGCUCACUAGCAAGGAAGCCCAAUUGCACGCAAACUGAUUGCCGUGUCAUGCUAAGUGUUGUUAUCUUCACCGUCAGCUCAGGCCUUCGAUCGAAUCACUGUUUUUGUACAUAAAUUGAUCCUACUCUCUGUAAUGCGCUGGAUUUGGAAAUAAUGUAAAAUGUUGGCUCAUCAUGAGGUGCUUGUUUCUGUUCA